AUGCGAUCUUCCGCCGGCACGGCUUUGUCCGCGACUUUUCUGAUUGCCACGGCAUGGGCCGCCAUGAACUUCAACUCCCUCAGUGCUGUUCUUCGAGCCGAUGAUGUCCAGGAACGACCGUUUUUAGAUGUUCUCAACACUGCGGCGAAGCCUUUGCUGGUAAGGCGACGGAGGAGCGGAGUCAAUGCCGACAAGGGAAACCCAGAGACCAUCAAAGGAAGCAGUGACGGCAAGUUCAACAUGACAGCGUGGUCCACGGAAACCAAUGAUGCUUGUGUCGCGGUCCUAAAGAAGCUUCCGCGAAGCACAAACCCGUCGGGAAACUGUGUCUGCUACAACUUGCCUACACUAGAUGCCGUAUCGGGUGUUUUCGAGGCGGAACUACGGCUGUAUCGCGUCUCAGAGCCCCGAGAUGCGUUCGCAAAUAUCUCUCGGAAGAAUACCACAGUCGGCGUAUCAUAUCAAGGCGCCAGUGUCAGCCCCGUCUCAUCCAGCGAGGUGAUGGGCAAGGGUAAAGUGAAUAAUGAGACAAGGAUUGUCACACCGCGAGAAAUAGCUGGCGGCCCCAGCCUGAUCCAGACCUAUCUGUUCGUCGGGCAGAUUGACAAGGCAAAAAUGGCCGAAAACAUGUCCAUCGCCGCCUUGCAAGCUGUCGUCAUCCCAACCUUCACAUUGACCGGCACCAACUCCAGCGGCGGUUCAGUUCAAGCCACCAUCUCCAUGAACGAAGCCCUCUUUCUGAGGGGCGUCUUUAGCAAGUCAGUCGUCAUGUCGGACUUCUCCGCAGCUCAAGCAGCCGUCACCACUCAGUUGAAUCUCUUGCACAACGGCACCAUAGCCUUUAUCCUACCCGGCACGCAGAUCAUGAUUUUCCCCAUUGGAGCCAUCAUCACUGCCGCUUGGCUGGUCUUGGGGCUCGUUGCAUAUGGCUGGGGCACAUAUGAAAGAAUGAGUUAUGCGGAGGAUUACAAGAGAAAGCAGGCGAGGAUGAGGGCCGCAUCGACGAUUUGA
This is a messenger RNA of Metarhizium album ARSEF 1941, 1011 nucleotides long. RefSeq lists its product as uncharacterized. The transcript is spliced from 2 exons. Lineage: Eukaryota; Fungi; Ascomycota; Sordariomycetes; Hypocreales; Clavicipitaceae. The coding region runs from base 1 to 1011 and encodes 336 amino acids. The record is from RefSeq and is a predicted model, not a curated record.